AUGGCGCCCGAUUACGACAAGCAAACAAAGAAUGAUGAAGGCGUAGUUCGACGAGGUGCGGCACCGCGGGCCAAUAUGGAACGCGGUGACUGGCACGGGUCCGAUGAGGAGUCCGACGACGAUGAGCCGGAUAUGAUAGAUCCGGCAAUCGCCGCCUCAUCGGACGAGGAGAACGAUGAGAACGUAGAUGACAGUGGCUACGGAUCUGAGGAGAGCGAAGCCGAGUCGGCGAUAAACCAGGGCCACCAGGAGGAGGAGGCUGAUGAGGAAAUAUGGAGGGAGCUGGACGAGGCGAUACGCAUGAUGGACGACGAGGAGGCGAGAGAUGCGAGCAGCGGACGGAAUCUAUGA
Molecule: messenger RNA, 351 nt
Organism: Drosophila willistoni
Lineage: Eukaryota; Metazoa; Arthropoda; Insecta; Diptera; Drosophilidae
Product: acidic leucine-rich nuclear phosphoprotein 32 family member B-like
Exons: 3
Coding region: 1-351 (116 amino acids)
Source: RefSeq, a predicted model, not a curated record